Penicillium brevicompactum is the source of this 3717-nucleotide messenger RNA. RefSeq lists its product as uncharacterized. The transcript has 2 exons. The record is from RefSeq and is a predicted model, not a curated record. Lineage: Eukaryota; Fungi; Ascomycota; Eurotiomycetes; Eurotiales; Aspergillaceae. Bases 1 to 3717 code for a protein of 1238 amino acids.
AUGACCAAAGACGCUCAUCCACGUAUGAAUUAUGAUACAAAUGCAUCUGUUGUCUCGGAGUGGAACACGGUUGUGCUCAAAGGAAUCUCACCCGACCACGAUGCACAGAAAGCUGUUGUUCUUGCGGCUUGGGCUGUGUUGCUGCGGGACUAUCGAGCACCGCAUACUCCCACAUUUGCCCAUAUCACGGAGCGGGAAAGGCACCAAUUGACAGGAGAUCCGAGACCCUGUCUUGAUGAUCUUCGUUGUCAACGGGUAUCCAUCAUAUUCGGAACCGACGCCACCACUGAGCAAUUGAAGGAAACAACUUUACAAACCAUUCAAGGCAAUGCCUGGACACACUUGGACACGUGCAAAGACAUCACAGCUGCUGUGAUCUUUCCCAAAAGGCAGACAGAGAUCUCUUCCCAGCUUCUCGCGCUUUUGGAGGUCGAAUUGCUUUUGGUAGCAUCGGAAAACAAUGAAUAUUCGAUAUUCAACGACAGGGCGAAGAAACCCGAGUUCCAAUUGAAUGGUUUAUUGCAAAGUUUCAGCGAAAUAUACAAUACCUUCUUGGAGGAGCCGACACUCAGUAUGCUUGAGAUCAGCGCAGUCACUUCCUUUGAUGUUGGAAAAUUCCAAGAGAUCAAUGGUGACAGAAAGACAUUAGCCAAUGGAAGCCCUAAAUGCCUCCAUGUCCUCAUCAACGAAAAUUACCAUCAAAGAGGCGAGAGCAUCGCACUAGCUUCGACCUCAGAAGAAGUUACCUAUGCACAGCUCGGCAAGGGAUCAGCAGCCACAGCUCGCCACUUGAAGAAAAUGGGAAUCAAUGCUGGGGAGACAGUGGGACUAUGCAUGGACAGGUCGAUCUUUACCAUCGUCACGAUAGUUGGAAUCCUGCGUGCUGGGGCAGCGUACGCACCAAUAGACCCAACCUCUCCUAUCGGAAGGAUUUCUCAGGUCGUGGAAAGAGCCGAUAUCAAGUUCAUGGUGACAGAAGACCAGUUAUGCGGAAAAUUUCAAGAUCUUGAGGCGACGUUGGUGACCAGCAGCCAACUCAAAAAUGCCGAGACUCCGGAAAAUUGGCGCGAGGAAGCUAACAUCGACGCCGCCAAGCCAGUUUACUUCAUGUUUACUUCGGGCAGUACCGGAAUUCCCAAGGGUGUUAUUCAUGGUCACGGAGCAGUGUCCAUCAGUCUUAUUGAAUGCAUCAAACAUCUCGGCAUCGAUACUUCGACAAGAUAUAUGCAGUCAGCAAGCUUGGCAUUUGACGCCAGCAUACUGGAAGUGUUCGCUCCACUCGUUGCUGGCGGAUGUCUCUGUAUGAUAUCCAAAGAAGAGCGAGAUAACGAUCUUGAAUCAGUGAUGGAAAAGUUGAAAGUGUCGCACGCAUGGCUCACACCAUCGAUGGUAGCGCAAAUCGAACCUGACAAUUUACCCAGUCUGCGCAGCCUGAGUGUUGGGGGCGAGCCUCCAUCCGCGGAGCUUAUAUCGAUCUGGGGAGAGAGAGUCGAGCUAAAUAACCUAUACGGCACCACGGAAGCGGGGGUAUGGGAUACAGCAAAGAGAGGCAUAAAGGCCGGAGACAUCCCAAAGAACAUUGGUCGAGGCAUUGGAAACACCGCAUGUUGGAUCACAGAUCCAUCCGACGUGCAGAGAUUGAUGCCAUUUGGCGCCGAGGGCGAGCUGCUAAUUCAGAGUCCGUACCUCGCGAUCGGAUAUCUCAAAGAUUUGGAACGCGAACAACAAGCAUUGUUGCACCCGUCGAGAUUGAGAUGGGCUCCAUUCAUGCCUCCCGUGGAAGGAUCUCGGGUGUACUGCACAGGAGACCUGGCGAAGUUCGAUGAAAAUGGCGAUGUGAUCUUCUUGGGUCGUCAAACCGGAUACGUCAAAAUCAGAGGAUUGCGAGUGGACCUAGGAGAGGUUGAAACUGCAAUCAACUCAUGUCUCAAGUCGGGUCGCUCCGCGGUCAUUUUAUCUGAGCACGAGGGCCAGGAUACUGAGAUUGUCGCGUUCGUCGAAACAGCCGAUUACGCAGAUGAUCAACUGGCGGGACAAAUGGACGAUAAAUUGUCGCUUUUCUUGCCGAAGUACAUGGUUCCGGCGGCAUUUGUGCCUACUGAUUCGAUGCCACUCACACUGUCGAAGAAAAUCAACCGUCAAGAGCUCCGCGGCAUAUUGUCAAAAAUGAGCAAGAAUGAUCUUCAAGCUUACCGCAAAGGAGGGUCUUCGAUACUUGAUUGUUCUGAAAUCCCCGAAGGCAGAAAACUGGCGAUAGAAAUCAGCAAGCUCAUUGCAGACAUGUUUGAGAACACCGACAGUGAAUUUGCAUCGUCUCUGCGAGGGAAAAACUUUCCACUUUCCAAAAUUGGUCUCACGUCCAUGCAACUGGUGUCAAUUGUGAAUUUGAUUCGGAAACGAUACAACAAGAAAAUCAGCAUCGAGGAUCUGCAGCAAAACGAUCUCAAUGUUUACAACAUCGAAGAUUUCCUGGCCGGAAGAAAAGGGAUCCAGAGACAGAUCAGCUAUGCCCGAGACCUGAUAGAUGACCUUGCAAAGCUGAAACCAAAACUCGAGUUUGUCAAGCACCGUGAGGCCACUGUCUUUUUGACGUCAGUUACCGGGUUCCUCGGCAGUCAGAUUCUGAGAACACUUUUAGAAAAUCCAAACAUCAAGUGUGUGAUUGGACUUGUUCGUGCCCGGGAUGAAAAGCACGCGCAAGAAAAGGUGCAGAAUCAUGGCAGACUAGGUCGCUGGUGGAAUCCUGCAUUCCUGGAUCGGAUCGAACUUUGGACAGGUGAUUUAAGCAAGCCGAAGCUGGGCUUGGAAGACGCCAAAUGGGACCGAUUGUUCUCCACAGACCCAACGCAGAGUGUGGAUGGGAUCAUUCACAACGGAGCACGAGUCAACUGGAUGGAGACAUACGAAGACCUCAAGCUUGUGAAUAUCCACAGCACAGUCGACAUUCUCUCCGGGAUUUCGAAGAUGGAUUCCCCGUGUCCUUUGAUUUAUGUCUCUGGUGGAUACAUGCCGAUGAAACCAGAAAGCGACUAUCAAAUUGCCAAACGACUCUCUGAGGCAUCGGGAUACGAUCAAACAAAAUUCAUGUCUCAACUCCUGUUGACCGAGUACAACAGGCACUUGGAUCGAUCGGAGUCCACGGGCGAGAGGGCGCGCACGGUUAUUCCGGGAUUCAUUGUGGGAACCCAAAAGGAGGGCAUUGCCCACACCGAAGACUUCUUCUGGCGAUUCGCAUUCAGCAUAGCUCGGCUGAGGUCUGUUAGCGACAACCUGCAGUACCUGACUGUGGCAGGUGUGGAUCAAGUGUCCAAUCUCAUCACGGAUGCUUUCCUGGAACCGGAGAAAUACACAUCGGAAACAAUGUGUUGUGUGGAUGGCGUGAGGGUUGCAACACUCUGUGAGGUUCUGAGCAAACAUAUGGACAUAUCGAUCAACAAGAUGGACCACCAAGAGUGGAUGGAGCUGUUGAGGAAAGAUGUUGAAGAGGCAGACUUCGAUCAUCCAUUCAUGCCCGUGCUCAGUUGGUUCAAAGAGAACAUCUGGCAAUUUGAAUGUGACCAAAACAGUAUACCAGAGAACCGAUAUUUCCCCGCGGAAGAGACGAUUUCUGCGUUGGGCCGCAGUGUGAAGUAUAUGAUGAAUAUUGGGUACCUGUCGAAAGAGUUUAACCAGAAUGAGGUGAAUAGCUCUACCAUAUUCAGCCGAUCUAGUUCAUGA